AUGGAGCGGUACGACGACGUCCUCGCACGGCUGGCGACCGAUGGCGCCCGCGCGAUCGACUUGCUACGCGCUGCUGCACGGCAAGCGCAUGCAGCCGACGAAGCGGUCAUGGGCUACGCGCUUCAGUUUAGCAAUGACGACCUCUGUUUUGAGCUCCUUCAAGGCCACGAUAGGCGCUUCUUUGACGCCCUGCGCAUCACCGGCGACUACGACUUGGCGCUAACGCAGUCCCUGCAGUCGAAGCUGGUCACUUUUACAUCGUCUGCGAUCCCCGACAUGGUGCUGCAAGGUGUGGCCAGCGUCAAGGUGCACAUGACCCGCGGCCGCGAUGUCCACGGUGUGCGCCUGCUCUUUUGGCCCAAGACGCACCGCGCGCGCCUCGCAGGGAUACCAACGUCCAUUCAGUGGCUCGUCCGCGCGGUCGACGACCCGCACGGCAGCACACUCACCCUUCUCGGAGCCUCGGACGUCGCUGUGGUCGCGGCCGAGAUCUUCGCGGCCUGUCGCGACCCGCUGCUCUCGUCGUCGGGCCCGAGCCUCGCCUGUCUCUUCCUCGAGUCGUACUGGACGCUCCAGUCGGACGUGCCCAUUAUGACCGCCGGCGCCUGGAUGCAAGCGGUCUCGACCAAGUUUGGCUGGGAGCGUCUCCUGUCGCCGUUGCUGUCGCUACUCCGCCGCUGGAGCCAGACCCAUCUCGUCGAGGUCUUCCAGCUCGUCGCGAGUCUCGGUGGCGUGGACCCGACGCCCGUCUGCCGCCGGCUCGAGGCGGCUUUUCUUGGCGAGCUCAUGCGUGCCUGCUGGGACCAGUACGUCCGCGUCACGGCGUUCGAGAUCGUGGCCGGCACGUGGCUCCACGAUCGGCUCCCGACGAGCCUGCUCCUCGAGAUUGCUGCGUUUCGCGCGACGGAUGCGUGCCGCAUUGCGGCUCUUGUGGCGCAGCAUCCAACGUCGUUUCCGCCGAUCGCCGUUGUGACACCGGCGGUGUGGGCCGCGCAGGACGCUUACUCCGGCCUUUCUCUCAUCGCACCAAAAGCGGCACACUGUGCCCCCGCGGCUGCCUUUGAUGACGUCGCGUGGGGCACCAUCCAGCUCGUCGACGUCAUGGCCACAACGCUCUUGGUGGCGAUGCAAGACGCCGGUGGAUGGAGCGCGACGUUCCUCGACGCGUGCUACGCCCACGCCGGCCUCGCGCUGCUCCCUGCCCUCGUCUCGGUGCUCUCGGUGCACCCGUCACUGGAGGCGCGAAACGAAGUCGUUUUGAUGCUGCAGCGCGCCCCCGAGUUGCUGCGUAGCACACUGUCGCUCGAUACACCGGGCCAUCUCGCGCGGUAUUUCGCUCUAAAUGGUCGACGGGCCGCCAUACGAAAGCGCCCGCUGUCGACCAGCGAUGUCCAGCUGGAGCUGCUGCUGACGGUCCUCAACGGAUUGACAUCGACGGGCCAGAUCGACGCGCUCGUGACCAACGUGCUGCGCGAGCUCGAUGGGGCACCCUGGGCGCUCCACGCCCACCGCUCCGUGAUCUAUCGCCUUUUGCAUUACGUCGUGACGCCGCACGCACGGCUUCGUCUCGUCCAAGCAUGCUUGGAAUGCCACAAGACCGCAUCGCGCACGUCUCUCCCGCUGUGGGAUGCAACCAUCGACGACAUUUACGUGGCGUGCGACUGCGCCGCAUGUGCGAUGCUACGCCGCCACCUCUUGUCGGACACGAGCUACCCGCUCAAGAUGACGGGCCCCGUCCCGCGCUGUCUGCGCUGUCUUAUCUAUGAACACAGCGACCGUCUGUGUCUCGAGCGGGAGGACGCAAGCGGCUAUCACGUCCGCAAGACGCCGCGGAAGGGGAGCAUCGACUACCAAGGCUGCAAGAAGACACUGAGCAUGGAGCAAAUCGAGAAAGGUCCCGACGGCGACAUGCACCGAGAGAUGGCGCUUCAAGAAUUGGAGGCUGCGUCGCUCCAGGACCUGCAGCCACCGUCAAGCGACGCUGGUUUUGGUUCCGCUAGCUGCAUCGUCCCGCGAUCCAACAUUGGAUGGAGUUUUACCUGA
Saprolegnia parasitica CBS 223.65 is the source of this 2043-nucleotide messenger RNA. RefSeq lists its product as hypothetical. NCBI's taxonomy places the organism in Eukaryota, Oomycota, Saprolegniomycetes, Saprolegniales, Saprolegniaceae. The record is from RefSeq and is a predicted model, not a curated record. The transcript has 3 exons. Bases 1 to 2043 code for a protein of 680 amino acids.